UGAUACUUUACCUGUGACUUUGACACUAUACACAACAAGGAACCACAAACAUCCUUCAUCAGGAAGCUAUUCGAAGAGCGCAGAACAUUAAUAACCUGCCAAUGCAACACACUUCAGGAGGCUCGUGAGGAUACUGGUUAGGAAUCUGCACACCUGUCAAGCAAUCUGCUUUGGAACAGCUCAGCCAGUUAUUCAGAAAAAAAAUAUUGCGCUCGCAUUUUUACAUUUUGUAAAGUGUUUUUUUUUUCAACUAUUUUGCCAAACAAAAAUCCAUGAGAAAUGUGCCUUUCAGGAUUUUGAUUUGAGAGCUAUUGGAAUGUGACAAAGAGAAGGAUUUUUAACUAAGGAAUUGGAACAAGCGUUUCCCUUUUGAUUGACAGCUCUGGUUUAUUUACCGUACACCGAUGGAGAUUGAGAGCAUGGUAGCAAAUAGUGCUCUUAUCAGGGCCAGGGGAGGCGGAGGGGUUAAAGGGAAAGGAAGGAGCUGGAAAUGGAAAGAUUUGCUACGCUUCCCUCAUAUUAGUCAGUGUUCAGAGCUGGCCAAGACUAUUGUGCUUGAUUAUACAAGUAUGUGCGUGAAGCAGCCGAUUGGCAGAGAGCUGUUUCGUCUUUUCUGUGAGACUAGGCCUGAUCUUCAGCACUGCAAUGCUUUGUUUGAUGCAAUGGAUACCUGGGACAUGAAAUCAGACGAGGACAGAAGAAGUUUUGGCAUUCAAAUCAUUACCAAAUUUCUAAGUAGUCAGUCCUCUUACUGUGUGCAGUUGGUGGUGAGCCAUGGAAAAAAGUGCAGGGAUAAUUUGGAGGUUCUUCCUUGUAAUGAAGCCUUCACUGAGUGCAGAAAUGCCCUGCAUGACUGCCUGAGUGGAUACCCCUUUCUUCAGUAUCAUCAAAGCAUGUACUUUGAACGUUUUCUGCAGUGGAAGAUGGUAGAGAGGCAGCCUGUUACAAAGUAUUCAUUCAGACAGUACAGGCUGUUGGGGAAGGGAGGCUUCGGAGAGGUAUGGGCGUGUCAGGUGCGUGCGACAGGGAAGAUGUAUGCGUGCAAGAAGCUGGAGAAGACCCACAUGAAGAAACGCAAAGGAGAAACCAUGGCGCACAACGAGAAGCAGUUACUGGAGAUGAUCGACAGCAGAUUUGUGGUGAGUCUGGCUUAUACCUAUGAAACAAAGCACUCCCUCUGUCUGGUGCUGACCUUGAUGGAUGGAGGAGAUCUUAAGUUCCACAUCUACAACAUGGGCUCUCCAGGGCUCAGUUCAGAGAGGGUGCAGUUCUACACAGCACAGGUCUGCUGCGGUCUGCAUCACCUGCAUCAGAAAGACAUUGUCUACAGGGAUAUGAAACCGGAGAACAUUCUAUUGGAUGACAAUGGACACAUCCGUAUAUCUGAUCUGGGUCUGGCACUGAAACUGUCAGGGGGGGAAUUGGCACAAGGCCGUGUAGGCACCGUGGGCUACAUGGCUCCAGAGGUGAUCGCAAACGAGCAUUAUGGGACGAGUCCUGAUUGGUGGGGCCUGGGUUGCCUUGUGUACGAGAUGACCGCGGGGAAACCCCCUUUUCGGGAGGCGAACGAGCGAGUCAAGAGACCCGAGAUGGAGAGAAGGACACAGGAGGAAGAGGAGGACUAUGGGAAGAUGUUUAGCUGCGAGGCGUCAGACCUGUGCCGAUCGCUGUUAAACAAGGACCCAAAGCAGAGGCUGGGCUGUCAGUCAUCCGGGGUCGAAGACGUGAAGUCUCAUCCCUUCUUCAACACCAUCAACUUCCGGAUGCUGGAAGCUGAACUCAUUGAGCCACCAUUUAAACCUGAUCCUAGAUUGGUGUACUGCCAUGAUGUCCAGGACAUUGAUGAGUUCUCCACUGUAAAGGGUGUCAGUUUAAACCAAGCAGACAAGGACUUCUACAAAAAGUUCAACAUGGGUUGCGUUCCUGUUUCCUGGCAAAAGGAGAUCAUUGAGACAGAGUGUUUCAAGGAGCUGAAUCUGUUUGGGCCCAAGGGGUCACGACCCCCAGACCUGGACUGGACCCAAGCUACUUACCCCGAGACUUCCAAACGCAGUCUGCUAGAUCGCAUACGCCGGAAGCCUAAUCCUGAGCCGUCAGGUAAUGGAAGUGGACAAUCCAGUUUACAAUAUACAUUAAGUAAGGACAACAGCUACAUGGACUCAGCAGGCAGGAUCAGCACUGCCCUCUAGGAGUACACACGUUGCACUACAACCAGGGCUGGAUCUAGAACCUUCUGUUUUGAUUAUCAUCAACUCACAGUACUAGAGUUCCAAAUGCCAACGAGGAGCAUUGUAUGAAUCUGUGAUUGUUCCAUGUUUUUUCAUUUGCCUCACCAACACACGAGUCAAUAGUGUUAUAUUUCAUGUGGCAAUGCUCCAAUAUGCUUUGUAGGUCCACAUUUAAAAGGAAAACUGGCUAAAGUGAUAAAAUGUAUGUUAUUUUAUUAAAACAAUAAUGAACACAAAACACAUCCCAAAAUAAUGACCACCAUUCAAAUAACAAUUAAAAUUGCUUACAAAAUUGUUACAUCUAUAAAAACAGGAGCACGUAUAACCACAACAAACAGAAGUAUCAAGUUAUGUUGAAUUGUGUUCUAAUUUGGUGUCCAGUGGGUUUCACAAGGAGCAUGUCAUUUUGUGACAUUAAAUUGACAUAUUAACUUGACAUUUUAAACUGAAUGAAUUGAGCACGGCUAGCUUUUAAAUCACAAUUUGAAAUCUCAUAACAGAUUGUAACCCGAUGACUGCGUGAACCAUGUAUAGCUAUUAUGUCCUAUGUGGACUCUAAUAUGGAAUCUUAAGAGCCAAAAUCACUGUAACAGCAGCACUGUGAACUAACUUGUUCCUAAUCUACAUGAACUGUAUGUGCAUCCAUGUUUUUAGAAAAAGGGUUUAUUCAAAAUAAAUCAAGACAGUUUGAGCA
Hypomesus transpacificus is the source of this 2922-nucleotide messenger RNA. RefSeq names its product G protein-coupled receptor kinase 5 (gene grk5). Gene Ontology annotation, biological process: protein phosphorylation; signal transduction; regulation of signal transduction. Gene Ontology annotation, cellular component: cytoplasm. Lineage: Eukaryota; Metazoa; Chordata; Actinopteri; Osmeriformes; Osmeridae. The transcript is spliced from 16 exons. The record is from RefSeq and is a predicted model, not a curated record. Gene Ontology annotation, molecular function: ATP binding; G protein-coupled receptor kinase activity. The coding region runs from base 405 to 2189 and encodes 594 amino acids.